Racocetra fulgida is the source of this 336-nucleotide messenger RNA. Lineage: Eukaryota; Fungi; Glomeromycota; Glomeromycetes; Diversisporales; Gigasporaceae. The record is from the annotation of a GenBank genome assembly.
AAGGGUAAAGGGCAGCAUCGGUUCUCACGAUCUGCACUUAGAUUAUAUUCGACAAAAAUGGAAAAACCAGACCCUAAAACCGUUCCACAACAAAUAGACUAUAAAAAAAAUAAUUAUAAUAAUUAUUUCCUUCGAAAACUUAAAGAUCAACCUUUGAUACCUUUUGGCAUGACUUUGACAGUUUUAGCCUUACUUGGAGCAACAGUAGGAUAUCAAAGAGGCGACUCGAAAACUAUGCAGAGAUUUUUAAGAUUUCGUGUAUUUGCGCAAGGAUUUACUGUAGUAGCAGCCGUUGGUGUACCGGCUUAUUACCAAUUAACUCGUAAAAAAAUUUAG